Molecule: messenger RNA, 3089 nt
Organism: Beta vulgaris subsp. vulgaris (sugar beet)
Lineage: Eukaryota; Viridiplantae; Streptophyta; Magnoliopsida; Caryophyllales; Amaranthaceae
Product: alpha-glucan phosphorylase, H isozyme
Exons: 18
Coding region: 215-2758 (847 amino acids)
Biological process (GO): glycogen catabolic process
Cellular component (GO): cytoplasm
Molecular function (GO): glycogen phosphorylase activity; pyridoxal phosphate binding
Source: RefSeq, a predicted model, not a curated record
UUUACUCCACUCUCUCUCUCACACACUCUCAAUUUCUCUCUCUUCAAUCAAUUCUCGUGAAUUGAACCAACGGUAGAGCUUUGAAGCAAUCAAAAUUCGGAAGUUAGCGAAAAGAAGUCCAUCAAAUUCGUGCGAUUUAUUGUUUUGUUUAUCAUCUUCUCAUCGCUUGGUGCUUGAUUUUCUGUGGAAUUACUUGAGCAUCUAACUGCUGCUAAUGGGGACGGAGAAGUCCAAUGGUGUGUCAAAGCAUGAGAUUUCUUCGGAAUUUCCAGCUGAAGCACAUCCUUUGUCUGAGGAACCAACUGAAAUUGCAUCCAACAUCAACUACCACGCUCAGUUCAGCCCUCAUUUCUCCCCUCUGAAGUUUGAGCCAGAACAGGCUUUUUAUGCCACUGCUGAGAGUGUUCGAGAUCGUCUUAUUCAGCAAUGGAAUGAGACCUAUUUACACUUUCACAAGGCUAAUCCAAAGCAGACAUACUAUUUAUCCAUGGAGUAUCUGCAAGGACGAGCUUUGACAAAUGCUGUUGGAAACUUGAACAUCCAAGAUGCUUAUGCGGAUGCUCUGAAUAAACUUGGACAUCAGCUUGAGGAAAUUGUUGAGCAGGAAAAAGAUGCAGCUCUAGGAAAUGGUGGCCUGGGGAGACUUGCUUCCUGCUUUCUGGAUUCCAUGGCUACGUUGAAUCUUCCUGCGUGGGGAUAUGGUUUAAGAUAUAGAUAUGGCCUUUUCAAGCAGCAGAUUACCAAGGAGGGCCAAGCCGAGUCCGCUGAAGAUUGGCUUGAGAAGUUCAGUCCUUGGGAGAUUGUCAGGCAUGAUGUUGUGUAUCCUGUCAGAUUUUUUGGUCAUGUUCAAGUCAAUCCUGAUGGAUCACGAAAAUGGGUUGAUGGGGAGGUUAUUCAGGCUUUGGCAUAUGAUGUUCCCAUCCCAGGUUACAAGACCAAGAACACUAUCAGUCUUCGUCUUUGGGAAGCAAAAGCUUGUGCUGAGGACUUCAAUCUGUUUCAAUUUAAUGAUGGACAAUAUGAAUCUUCUGUCCAACUUCAUUCCGGAGCCCAGCAGAUUUGUGCUGUUCUCUAUCCUGGAGAUGCUACAGAAAGUGGAAAGCUAUUGCGUCUAAAGCAACAGUUCUUUUUAUGUAGUGCUUCUCUUCAGGACAUCAUUUUCAGAUUUAAAGAGAGGAAUGACGGAAAUGCACCACUUGAGUGGUCUAAAUUCCCAAGCAAAGUUGCGGUUCAGCUUAAUGAUACACACCCCACACUUGCAAUUCCAGAGCUUAUGCGUUUGCUUAUGGAUGAUGAAGGGCUUGGCUGGGAUGAAGCUUGGGAUGUGACAACCAGGGCUAUUGCUUACACAAACCACACGGUUCUUCCUGAAGCUCUGGAGAAGUGGUCACAAUCUGUAAUGUGGAAACUUCUCCCACGUCAUAUGGAGAUUAUAUCUGAAAUUGACAAGCGGUUUGUGGAGAUGGUACAUUCCACUAGGAAUGAUCUUGAGGACAAGGUCAACUCUAUGUGCAUCUUGGACAACAAUCCUCAAAAACCAGUAGUACGCAUGGCAAAUCUGUGCGUGGUGUCUGCUCAUACGGUGAAUGGUGUGGCACAGCUGCACAGUGACAUUUUAACAUCAGAGUUAUUUGCAGACUAUGUCUCUAUAUGGCCUAACAAGUUCCAAAAUAAGACAAAUGGUAUUACUCCUCGCCGGUGGCUCCGGUUUUGCAAUUCAGAGCUAAGUAACAUUAUCACAAAAUGGUUGGAAACUGAUGAAUGGGUUACUAAUCUUGAUCUCCUUGUUAAUCUGCGCAAAUUUGCUGACAAUGAGGAUCUCCAAGCUGAGUGGGCUUCUGCCAAAAUGGCAAACAAACAGCGCUUAGCACAAUAUAUACAUGAAAUAACGGGUGUAUGCAUAGAUCCAAAUAGCCUUUUUGACAUACAAGUCAAGCGAAUUCAUGAAUACAAAAGACAACUAUUAAACAUCCUGGGUGCAGUUUACAGGUACAAGAAGUUGAAGGAGAUGAGUCCAGAUGAUCGUAGUAAAACAACACCCAGGACCAUCAUGAUUGGUGGAAAGGCCUUUGCAACAUACACAAAUGCUAAAAGAAUAGUGAAAUUGGUAACUGAUGUGGGAGCUGUGGUUAACACGGAUCCAGAAGUCAACAAUUAUCUCAAGGUUGUUUUUGUUCCGAACUACAAUGUUUCUGUCGCGGAAAUGCUUAUUCCUGGUAGUGAACUAUCACAGCAUAUAAGUACUGCUGGCAUGGAAGCCAGUGGAACAAGUAACAUGAAGUUUGCCCUCAAUGGAUGCCUCAUUAUAGGAACAUUGGAUGGAGCUAAUGUAGAAAUCAGAGAGGAAAUUGGAGAAGAGAAUUUCUUUCUCUUCGGAGCAACGGCAGAUGAAGUACCAAAGCUUCGCAAGGAUAGAGAGAAUGGACUGUUUAAACCAGAUCCUCGAUAUGAAGAGGCUAAACAAUAUAUAAGAUCAGGAGCUUUUGGAAGCUAUGACUAUAAUCCUCUCCUUGAUUCUCUUGAAGGCAAUUCUGGCUAUGGCCGUGGAGACUAUUUCCUCGUUGGUCAUGACUUUCCAAGUUACAUGGAUGCACAGGCUAAAGUUGAUGAAGCAUACAAAGAUCGGAAAAAAUGGAUGAAGAUGUCUAUAUUAAGCACCGCGGGAAGUGGCAAAUUCAGCAGUGACCGAACAAUUGCACAAUAUGCAAAGGAGAUAUGGAACAUAGAAGAAUGCCCUGUGCCAAAUAAAAAGGCAUAGAUUCCACUCAAGACAUUUGUAGUGCAGCAAGUGGGAAACAUAGCAGACCAUGCAUUUUGCAACAGUGUACCAAGAUAUAGACAUAUACAUAACUCCAGAAACUGAAGUGAACUAAAAUAAUUUCGUUUACUAAUUCUUCUACCGUCUACACGCUUGUUUCAUUGUAUAAGAUUUUUGCUUUGAUAUGUCGUCCAAUUUUUUUUGCUUGAUCUACUGAAUAAACCGAGCAAAGUCGCUUCAGCUCUGUAAGCUAUAUUCAUCCGGCACACCACAAUGUAUAAUAACAUACAUUAUAUGUUAAUUGCAUGGAUCCCUGGUUUAGGCCUGUUCA